Messenger RNA from Mugil cephalus (flathead mullet), 3607 nucleotides. RefSeq names its product CD276 antigen homolog. The transcript has 7 exons. The coding region runs from base 144 to 1172 and encodes 342 amino acids. The record is from RefSeq and is a predicted model, not a curated record. Lineage: Eukaryota; Metazoa; Chordata; Actinopteri; Mugiliformes; Mugilidae.
GCAGAUAGCCGUCCACUCUCUCGUCUGACUGUUCACCCUCUGCCUCCAACGCGCUUUUUAACAAAUCAGACGAUGUGAAAGAAUAGUGUUCCGUCGACUGAUUUUCUUUUAUUUUAAAGUUUGUUCUUUAUCGCUGGAGAAUAAUGUUCUGUUGGAACGUGAAGUUAGUCGAACUUUUACUUGUUUUUUCCUACUUCCUGGUCCGUGCGCAGCUUCAGAGUCCAGGACAAUCUGAACUGAUUUCUUCUCAGUCAGUUGUGGCCGUGGUGGAUCAGGAUGUUAUUCUUUCCUGUCAUCUUAAUCCGUCCAUCAGCGUUGACUCUGAGACAGUGGAGUGGACUAAACCCAGUCUAGAAGGAUCGAGGAGUGUCCAUCUCCACAAAGAUGGACGACUGGUGUUUAAGGGACAAAAUCCAUCUUAUCGUGAUCGUACCCGGCUGUUUGUGGAUGAGCUGAAAAAUGGAAACGUGUCCCUGAAAAUAUUCCGGGUGAAGCUCUCUGAUCAAGGGGAAUACAGAUGCACCAUUCCCACAAUGAACAAGGAGGCUUCCAUCAGCCUCACUGUUGUUGAGACUGAGGUGAUCGGUUCACAUGAACCAGUUGUAGGAGUAGUUGGUGAAGACGUCAUCCUGCCGUGUCACCUGGAGCCUCCAUUUGAUGUGAAGAAUCUAGCGGUGGUGUGGAAACACAAUGAAGACAACGUUCACUUCUAUCGUAGUUUGAGCGAUGAUUUCAGUUUCCAACACGAGCAGUUCAAAGGCAGAACUUCUCUCUUCCAUGAUGAAAUGAUCCAUGGAAACAUUUCCCUGAAACUGACCAAUGUAACUAGAAAUGAUGCUGGAGAUUACACCUGCUAUGUUCCCAAACUGAAGAGUCAGGUCAGGAAGGGGAAACUUUCCUUAGUUGUUCAGGAGCAAAGAAACAUCAGUAGUUCUAAUCAAACUUCCAGAGGAGAGGAAGGACGUGACAAAGGUUCUAUGACUGGUGGGAUAAUAGGUGGUGUUGGUGGUGGUGCUGUUCUUCUUGUCAUCAUCGCCAUAUUGAUUUGGAAACGGGAUGAAGCAGAUCAACAGCCACAGCAAAACGCACAACAACCUAAUGGUGCUGAGGUCUAUGAGCUGGAGCCUCUCAAUGAGUCUGAACAACACCAGGAACAUGAAAGUGCCAGCUGAAAAAGGAUGACUCUUUUUUUUUUUUGGUCUUUCUUAAAGUGCUCAGGAAUCUCUCUCGUUUCAUAUGUGCCACUUUCAACACAACAGAGAAGUUGUUUGUGUGUGUUUUUCAAAUAAUUGGUUAUAUCUUGAUACUACGAAACUCUAAAGUCUAAAUAACCCAGCUCUAUUCUGAAGUUUGUUUAUGGCAGUGAUAUGUAACCACUUUCAGUAACCGUCUCAGUGUGACUGAACCAAAGCUCUGUAAAAACAGAUACGUAGGAGAUAAAGAUGAACUUUUGAAUUUCUUGGUACUGUAUCAGCAUUUUUUAAUGAUUUAAAUGAUGAUUUUUAAAACAAUGCCAACAAUCCAGUGUCUCCUGCUGUGGUGCUGCUGGCUGAAAGGACUAACAGAGGAAAUCAUUUACAGAGCUGCUGUUACAAGUGAAACUAUCUGAGAAACAAACAGUCGAUACUCUAAUAGGAUGAUUACAUGGAUGAGUGUGUGUGCAGGAGUUUGUUUGAGCUGGCAAACUGGAAACAAUGAAUCAUGGGUGUGUGUUGUGUUGUUGUGUGGACAGACCUGUGAAAACUAAUCUCUCUCUGAUUGAACUUUAAACACCUACUGUACUUACUAGUGUUUAUGUGACUCUACAAUGAGAGACGGGUUUUAACUGAAGGUGCAGCUGAGGAGAUUGUUUUCUAGUAUUGUACAUAGAUAUCCAGGUUUAUCUUCUAUGUGUUUUUAUGUGUGUGUUGCUAUUUUACUCAUUUGUGUGUGCGUGUUUUCAACUGCUUUUAACAGUUGGUAAAAUCCACUUAUAAUGAACAGAGGAUCAAAUGUAAUGUGAAAAUUAUUACUACUAUUACUGUCACUACUGUGAUAUAUAUAUCACAAACUAGUCUUAUUUGUUUCAUUUGAACUUUUUAUUUUCAUCCAAAUCUGUUGUUUUUGGUUAUUGUCAUGAUAGUUUUUGACUUUUUCUGUGGUUAUAUGCACCAUUUUCAUGAAAUGUGUUGGGGGAUUUAUAUGUAUGUAUGAAAUGUCAGAAUAAUAACACAUUUUAAUACAUUUUGAGUCAAACCCUGCAUCUCUCUUUAACUGAAAGUCAGACACAAUCAGGAUGAAUGAAUCCUGUAAUGAAACACGUUUCUGCUAAACGUGAUUACAUCUUUAAAGAUCAUCAAAUUCAGGGCCUGAUAUUUGAUAUUAUUCACCCAGUUAUUGUUUAUCCACACUGGGGUUAUUAGAAGUUUACAAUUUGUCAUUCAACCAGAGACAAACAGCACCCAACCACUGAUUAAACACUUGGGUUUCCUUUGGUAUAUUCUGGGUCAGGGUUCCACACCACUGAAGAUGACAGGGACCAUAUUACUAAAGGUUCUUCAAAGAGUUGCUCCUAUUGGUCAAAUUCUUAUUCUUAGAUCCUGGUAAAGAUAAAAGGCUUUCCCAAAGAAUCUUCAGAUCAUUUUAAAAGCAGGGACGACUUUUACUAAAAAGUAAAAACUCACCCUAAAUGACUGAAAUGUCGACUCACCCUGGAUAUGUAUCAGAGGACCUCUGUGUUGUAGUAUGUGGUGUCACUGUUACUCAACAAUAACUCACAUGGGAUUAGGAUCACAGACGACCUCCAUGAUUAUUACAAAUUACUGGAGGUCCUCAGAUAAAACUUGUGCCGUGGGAAUAGAGCUGAUAAGUCUAUUGAUAUGAUGCUCCAUUCUAUGUUCAUUAUCACCAAAGGUGUAUUUGUAUCCAGCUUUUAGGAUCAACCAAUCACACCUUCUGAAAUGACGCCUCAUCUCUAACAACAGGGUCGACCACUGAGAUCAGAGAUUUUGUCCUUUUCUUGCUCAGAGUUCUCCAAGAACAUUAUGUAAUCGUUCUUAAGCUAAGAAUCCUGGGAACUUUUAGUCUAAGUUAGGAGCUCUCUAACAGGAAACUUAAAAUAUAUGGUCCCAGAUUUUAUUUAUUUAUUUUGCCUCUGGACAAAUCUAAAUUGAAUGAAGCAGUCUCUCAUGAAUAAUCAGACCAUGUUUAAGCCCCCACAUCACCACCAGCUUCCUUCCUUCCCUACGUGGGAAAAGUCAAAACACAAACUCUCCCUGAACUGGGGUCUUUUUUUUUUUUCUUAAAGCAUUUACAAACAAUCAUUUCUCUCACGAGGACAUUUCUUAUCUUUAAAGAACAAGAACGGUUCCUCCUCAUCAAUAUUAGUUCCGUGUUAGAAUAAAUGGUCAUUAAAUGGUGCCAUCUAGUGUUGAAAUCCUGGUAUUGAUCUGGAAAUGUCAUGGUUCUGUGUCUGUCUUUCAUUUUGUGACCAUGUUUUCAGUUUCCUCUUUUCUUUUGUUAAGUUUUGGAUUUCCUGUCUCUUGUGCCUCGUGUGUUAAUUGUUCAUUGGUUUCUCCCUUUUUAAUCUCUUCUCUUUGAUAUUAAAUAUAUUUAGUUUGAAACCAGA